Messenger RNA from Hydractinia symbiolongicarpus, 1509 nucleotides. RefSeq lists its product as uncharacterized. The transcript is spliced from 3 exons. The coding region runs from base 42 to 710 and encodes 222 amino acids. Gene Ontology annotation, cellular component: glucosidase II complex. Gene Ontology annotation, molecular function: protein binding. Gene Ontology annotation, biological process: N-glycan processing. The record is from RefSeq and is a predicted model, not a curated record. Lineage: Eukaryota; Metazoa; Cnidaria; Hydrozoa; Anthoathecata; Hydractiniidae.
GCUGCUUAAAAUAGUUUUUUGUGUCUUAAUUUAGUAAUGACAUGUGGUGUUUUAAAAAGAUAAACAUUUGGAGAAAGCGAACAUGGUUUGUUUUUAUUGGUGGUACUUUAAUAAUUACAUGGAUCAUUGCUUUCCACUUGCAUAAAGGCCAUGGAAAUUACAAACACGAAUCUUCAAUAUAUUUUCCUGAUCUUAAAACAUCAACAAAUAUUUCAAAUGAGGAGCUGAAAAGACAAAUUCUUAGAGGUGUUCAUCCACAAAACAUCCACUUGUUUAAUGACAUACAAAAGCACUUCCAAUGUUCUGAUGGCACCGAAAUCAAGAUGACAGCUGUCAAUGAUGACUAUUGCGAUUGCACAGACGGUAGUGACGAACCUGGCACAUCAGCUUGUAUCAACGGAAGGUUGGUUUUUUAUGCCGUAGAAAAACAAAUACGUUGGAACUUACAGAAUUGUCAUGUUUUGUGCCAUUCAAGACGUUCUAAGAAACAUGAUUUUAUUUCUUCUCUGGCCUUUCGAUUAAACAUGUACCUAAGGUUUUUCUGCGGACCGGAGAACGUUGAGCUUCCCUCGUCUUACGUGAACGACGGGAUAUGUGAUUGCUGUGAUGGUUCUGAUGAAUGGAAACAGUUUAAGCCACGUGGUUUUAUAGUUCCAAGCGAGUAUCCAAAAAAGUACUUUGUUCCGUGUACUCUCAGAUGCGGGUCAUGAUGAGAUGCGUGUCAUGUUUGAAUGUGGCUCGUGAUGAGAUUAGGGUACCGUUGAGAUGCGGAUGAUGAUGAGAUGCGGGUCAUGACGAGAUGAGGUUUAUGUUGAAAUGCGGGUUAUGUUGGAAUGUGGGUCCUGAUGAGAUUAGGUUAUGAUGACAUGAGGGACGUGAUGAGAUGCGGGCCAUGUUGGAAUGCGGGUCGUGUUGGAAUGCGGGUCAUGUUGGAAUAUCGGUCGUGAUGAGAUUAGGUCAUGAUGGGAUGUGGGACAUGAUGAGAUGCGGGUCAUGUUGGAAUGUGGUUCAUGUUAGAAUGCCAGUCAUGCUGGAAUGCGGGUCAUGACGGAAUGCGGGUCAUGACGAGAUUCAGGUCGUGACAAGAUUAGAGUCAUAAUACUGGUCAGUUUUCUGGCGCAAAUACGUUUUUUAACGAUGCUUGUUAAAGGUUAUCAACCAGUAUGAUCAAACUCAAUGGAUGUGCCCUGAUGUGACAUCGAAUUACACGUGUAGGACUGUAUAGCUACAAUGAAACAGUUUUCAUAACAAGUUUACAGCCACCCAUGGUAUGGAUUGGUAAAGAAUUUCAUUUAAAGGAACGCAACCUCGUGCCCAGAACUAUUUGCUUCAAAUUGCGCUGCGCUUUCUGAUAGUUCUAUCCGUCACGGUAAGAGCUGCUGGGGUCGAGCUUGGAAAGAACGUUUAGAAACUUUGUUUGGUUUUUGUGGUUAAAACCUUUUGAUUUAUGAAAUCAUAAAUUGGUUAAAUUUAGUGUUUUAAACAACGAAAUGAAUAUAGAUACGGUUC